Melopsittacus undulatus (budgerigar) is the source of this 1584-nucleotide messenger RNA. RefSeq names its product mitochondrial genome maintenance exonuclease 1 (gene MGME1). Gene Ontology annotation, biological process: mitochondrial DNA replication. Gene Ontology annotation, molecular function: single-stranded DNA exodeoxyribonuclease activity. Gene Ontology annotation, cellular component: mitochondrion. The coding region runs from base 228 to 1331 and encodes 367 amino acids. The record is from RefSeq and is a predicted model, not a curated record. Lineage: Eukaryota; Metazoa; Chordata; Aves; Psittaciformes; Psittaculidae. The transcript is spliced from 5 exons.
CCUCGCCUGCGCACUGGAGGCCGCGGCGGUGGCGGGAAGUGCGUCCGUGAGGUAACUCUCGCCCCCGGUGUUCUCCCCGGGGCCGCUGUUCAUGACGGGGCUGUUGCCGGGGCCGCCUCAGUGAAAGCCUGCAGCGUUCUACACCUUGGGAGGGGGAGAAGGUGAAGGGUGAAAAUACAGUAACCUAUCGACUGUUCCUAACAGAAGAAAGAAAAUUUCUGCUCACAAUGCUUCCUGUCAGAAUGAAAUUCCUACAGCUACUGUGCAUGAAACCAGGGAAGCUAGAAACACUCUUUCAAAUACCUUUUUGCCAAAAGCAAUUCCCAUUUAUGUGUCUGGCUACCUCUACAUGUCUUCAUAGUAAAAAAAAAAAAGUAAAUGGCUAUGAACUAGUUGACCAGGAAAAAUACAAUAAUUUGGUCUCCUCUGUGACCUCUUACAAAACCAGUGCCCAAACACCAGAGACAAUCUUUGAAGAAGACAAUUUUUUAUAUGGGCCACCAAAACAACACAAACGUCCGGUUAAAGCUGAAACAAAAGCUCCAAAGAAUUGGGUUCCUUUAAUAAACCCGAACAAGAGGAUUCCCCUUCUCAACAGUGAUUCAAACUUCCCCAUGAAGAUCCCUUUAAAAGAAAAUAAGAAGACAAAAAUGCCCAGUGUUACCCAUAUUCUUCAACAGACUAUUUCUCCACAGCAAGCCUUUUAUCUAGAAAGAUGGAAGCAGAAAAUGAUACUAGAACUUGGAAAAGAUGGUUUUGCAGAGUAUACUAAAAAUCUUUUCCUCCAAGGACAUCUCUUUCAUGCCUCUUUGGAAUCUAUAUUCCUGUCUGAAGAGAUGGUAACUAAGGAGCAGAGAGAAGAUGACACUGUUUCCGGCUACUUGUCAAGUGUGGAACAUGUCUUGAAAGAUAUCAGUGAAGUGAGAGCUCUGGAAAGUGCAGUUCAGCAUGAGGCUCUUCAGUAUCUGGGCCUGGUAGACUGCGUGGCUAAGUAUCGAGGCCAGUUGUGUGUGAUUGACUGGAAAACUUCAGAGAAACCAAAGCCAUCUUUGGAGAAUACUUUUGACAACCCUUUACAGGUUGCAGCAUAUAUUGGAGCCAUCAAUCAUGAUGCCAAUUAUGACUUCCAGGUUAGCUGUGGACUCAUCGUGGUUGCCUAUAAGGAUGGCUCCCCAGCGCACCAGCAUUUCAUGGCUCCUGAGCUGUGCUCAGAGUACUGGAAUAAGUGGCUUUUGCGCCUUGAAGAGUACAUGGAGAAAAAAACACCUAAACUAAGCUGUGCAGAGGCAAGUGGUCUGAGCAAAGAGCCAGAGCAAGAAUCCUUUAGUUAAAUCUGCGAUUUUGUUACAUACUUUUUGUUGAGCAACUUCAGCUAGUUUUUUUAUAUUUGGUUCACCCUUCCUAAAAAAAGAAGAAAAUUUGGAAUGAGGAAGGGGGAAUGUGUUUUUGCUGGUGCUGUAGGUGACUGGAGUGGACCAGCCAGGGCAAAGUCAACUUUAUUAAUCUCUGCUUUCCCCCCCGUAGUUUAUACAAUGUGACGUAGAUAGGAAAGUUUCUGUUAUCAAGUAAAAAAUGUCACUCAAA